This is a messenger RNA of Cavia porcellus (domestic guinea pig), 948 nucleotides long. Its product is annotated as olfactory receptor 8H1-like. The transcript has a single exon. Gene Ontology annotation, molecular function: G protein-coupled receptor activity; olfactory receptor activity; odorant binding. Gene Ontology annotation, biological process: G protein-coupled receptor signaling pathway; sensory perception of smell. The record is from RefSeq and is a predicted model, not a curated record. Bases 1 to 948 code for a protein of 315 amino acids. Gene Ontology annotation, cellular component: membrane. NCBI's taxonomy places the organism in Eukaryota, Metazoa, Chordata, Mammalia, Rodentia, Caviidae.
AUGAACAGACUGAACUCCAGCAAUGUGCCUGACUUCAUCCUCCUGGGGCUGGGGGAUUCUGAAGAGACCAAGCUGGUCCUCUUCCUGCUCUUCCUCCUCAUCUACCUGGUCACAGUGCUGGGAAAUGCAGGGAUGAUACUGAUCAUUCACCUGGACCCCCAGCUUCACACCCCCAUGUACUUUUUCCUCUCUCACCUGUCAUUUCUGGACCUCAGCUACUCAAGUGUCAUCACCCCUAGAACCUUACAGAACUUACUGACUUCCAGCAAGAGCAUCUCAUUCCUGGGCUGCUUCACUCAGCUGUACUUUUUUAUAGUGUUUGGUGCUACCGAAUGCUUUCUUCUCUCCUCCAUGGCCUAUGACCGGUAUGUAGCAAUCUGCAACCCUCUGCAAUAUCCAGUCAUCAUGUCCACAGGACUGUGCCAUGGCCUGCUCACUGGCUCCUAUGUUAUUGGUAUUAUAGAUUCUACUGCUACUGUGGUUUCUAUGAGCAGACAGCAUUUCUGCAACUCUAAUGUCAUCCAUCAUUUUUUCUGUGACACAUCCCCAAUUUUAGCCUUAUCAUGCAGUGACACUUACGAGGUUGAAAUCACUUUGUUCAUUUGUGCUGGUUCCACCCUAGUAGCUUCCCUCAUCACCAUUUCUGGAUCCUAUGUGUUCAUUUUCUCCACUGUUCUGAAAAUUAACUCCACUGCAGGAAAACAAAAAGCCUUCUCUACCUGUGCCUCUCAUCUUCUUGGGGUCACCAUAUUUUACAGCACCAUGAUCUUUACUUAUUUAAAACCAAAGGAGACCUACUCCUUAGGAAAGGAUCAGGUGGCUUCUGUGUUUUACACGAUUGUGAUCCCCAUGCUGAAUCCUCUCAUCUACAGUCUUAGAAACAAAGAGGUGAAAAAUGCUAUCAUCAGAAUCAUGCAGAAGUUAGGAGGCUCCAAGCAAUUAAACUAA